This is a messenger RNA of Caenorhabditis bovis, 438 nucleotides long. The record is from the annotation of a GenBank genome assembly. NCBI's taxonomy places the organism in Eukaryota, Metazoa, Nematoda, Chromadorea, Rhabditida, Rhabditidae.
AUGAAUGACGAAAAUGUUCCAGUAAUUAACAACGAGCCGGGCGAUAUUUUCGCAGCUCGACUGGAAGGCCGAUACACGGAUGGCGAUGAGUGGCUGAAAAUGAACGGCAGUCCCGACGAAUGGCCCGUCGCCUAUAUCGGAACCAAGUUGACGAUUGACGCCGCCGACGGAAUCAUUUCCCAACUAGCCGGCGAAUACAGCGACGACGACGACUUCGUCUUCUGCUCACCCGAUCCGCAAACCGCUUUAAAAUACUCGGAUGUUCGAAAUGUCAACGGCGAUAACAAACUAGUGAUAUUUCAAGCUCGUGUGAACCCUGAAGCUAUAACAGUUGUCCGGUUGGAGAACAAUAACCAUAGUGUGAUCUGGGCGGUUCCCAAAGACGAUUCGAUUCGCCCAUACGGACUGUGCUGCUAUCCGAUCCCACAGCGAGCAUAA